Messenger RNA from Leguminivora glycinivorella, 1724 nucleotides. RefSeq lists its product as uncharacterized. The transcript has 2 exons. Lineage: Eukaryota; Metazoa; Arthropoda; Insecta; Lepidoptera; Tortricidae. Bases 85 to 1701 code for a protein of 538 amino acids. The record is from RefSeq and is a predicted model, not a curated record.
UGAUGUUCAUUCGUAGCCUCGGUGCCAUUUUUAUUUGUUGUGUUUCCAGUGCUUCGAUUAGUUUGAAACAAAUGUUAAAAUAGAAUGAUGAAAGUCAUCGUGUUGUAUGUUUUCCUCCCGUUUGCCUUUGGCGGUAGAAUUAGCUUCACUAGUUGCCAUGACCGUGGCUGGCAGUGCAGUAACAACAUAGCUAAUGAUAUUGUUUACACAUGCCCGGCAGACAAUAACGAAAACAUCCUCCAUCUCAAAGAUCACUACACUCAGCACAUAACAAGUCUUACUGUACAGCGUUGUAAACGCUUAAAAGUAAUUCUAGACUGUUCAGUGCUGCAAAGGCCGUCUCGCUUGCAAGCUUUCAAAGUAAAGGAUUGUGAGAGGCUCGAAUUUACCGCAACAACCGCUAACGCACUUAUACAAGCACCUUCAGAAGUCACCAUCGAAAAUGUCCGGGAAAUAAUCUCCUUGCCUAGAGGCAUGUUCAAAUCACCAGCAACAGAUACCGAGCUUAAAUGCUUAGGAACAACCAACUUAAAGAAAAUUCGUAUAACAGAUAGUAAGAUAAACAUUAUCAACACAAAGGCUAUUUCUAAUGUUAGUGGAUUGAUGAACAUUGAGUUGGAAAAUAUCACUAUAGUAGACAUGGAAAGUCAGGCGAUAGAAGCUGCUAUGAACACUUAUUCGGGUGCGUUUAAACUCACAAGAAGCAGACUUGGAAAAUUGCGUUCCAAAGCUAUCGCAGUACGCAGCAAUACAGCUACAAUAACUGACAAUGUGUUUGGUGAUAUACCUACAAAGAGUAUAAACAUCACUGCCGAUUACACAUACUUCACGAGGAACGCAAUAAGAGAUAUCUCUAAUGAUGGUUUAAUUGUAAAAUCUGGUUAUACGGAUAUAUCUAACAAUCAAAUUCAUACACUUAAGAGCAAUGCUUUGGCGAGCAUUAAAUGCUCGAAGAAAAUAACUGGCAGGAAACUAUUCAGCUUUUCGAAAAAUUUAAUGGAAAAUGUUGAAAGUAAUUCGUUAUUUUUCGACUACCAAAGUUGCAAAUCAGCGGGCACACCUGUUUCUUACAGAGAGAACAAAUUGAACUGUAACUGUCGCAACAUCGCUUUCCUUGGAAGUGGAGUAGGAAACGCUGAGCUAACCAAUUUAAUUUUAGAUUUAACGUCGAACAACACAUGCCUAUUGGCUCCGUGCUACCUUCCCGUUGAAGUGGUGAAGAUGCUACUCGAGAGCAAAAUGUGUCAAAUAAAUCUUGACCCACAAGUCGUGUGCCUGCUUUAUAAUGAUAAAACAUCGAAGAACAACGAAGUGACAGACGAAGACGUCACAGAGGCUGCAUCGACGUUCUACUUGAUUCGCCAAGCCAGCGGUCGCAACGGCGAUGCAAGUGCCGCGAUCACAGCCAUAAACAAGGACGAUCUUUUAAACGACAGCCAUAUGAACAUGACUAACAGAACUACCAUAAAGGUCGUGUUCGAUUCCUCUAGAGACUUCGUAGAGACGCUACGUAGUACCAGCUCCUCUCGCAGAAGGCAAGCUCAGGAGCCGAAAACCCCUCCGAGAACAGAGUACACGAAUCGGUGCGUAGGAGCGCAGUGCAGGACUAACGCCUACGAUAAACAAAAGGCGUUGGAUUUCUACAAGUAUGUGUACGCACAAUUACGACCUCCGAAAACGAAUACGAAUACGAAAACUUAACUGAUAUUAAAUAAAAUUAUUAA